AUGUCUUUUUUCUGCACGGUAUUAGUUCGUAGACCUCCAAAGUUAUUAUUCCCUAUUAGAGUUUCUUUUUUGCACAAUGAUAUUGAAAAUACUAAAAUUGAUGGAGAACCAGAUUUGUUUGAAAAUGAAUUUUGGAAUAAUCGUAUCUCCACAACUCCUUUUCAAAAGAAUCUGUUAAGCUUGGGAAGUGCAGUGGCUUCUUUAGUCGAUCCACACAGACAUGACAUGAUAGCAUGCUUAGGUGAAGUUUCUGGACAAAAGGCUUUAUCAAACAUUUAUGACAAAAUGAGGAAUUGUUCAGAAGGCAAUGCAGUUCUUAAAGAUAGGCCACGAAUUAAUUCGAAAACAGUAGAUCUGAAGGCUUUAAAAAAUUUACCUGCCAAUACAUUUGGUCAAAUAUAUUAUAAAUUUUUAGAAGAUAAUAAAGUGACACCUGAUUCAAGAUUAACUGUUCAGUUUUUAGAUGAUGUUGAAUUAGGAUAUGUUAUGCAAAGAUAUAGGGAAUGCCAUGAUCUUUAUCAUGCUGUACUUGGAAUGCCAACACAUAUGCUGGGUGAAGUAACAGUAAAAUGGAUAGAAGCUUUAAAUAACGAAUUACCCAUGUGUAUAGGUGGAGCACUUUUUGGUGCUUUGAGAUUACGUCCCAAACAGAGAAUGAUGUACAAAAACUAUUACUUGCCAUGGGCAAUAAAAGUUGGCCAAGCGAUGCCACCUCUUAUGUGUAUAUAUUGGGAAAAACGAUGGGAUCAGCCAAUUGAUGAUUUAAGAAGAGAGUUAAAUAUAGAAAUGUUAAAACUUCCUAAAUAA
This is a messenger RNA of Ctenocephalides felis (cat flea), 807 nucleotides long. RefSeq names its product ubiquinone biosynthesis protein COQ4 homolog, mitochondrial (gene Coq4). Lineage: Eukaryota; Metazoa; Arthropoda; Insecta; Siphonaptera; Pulicidae. Gene Ontology annotation, cellular component: mitochondrial inner membrane; mitochondrion. Bases 1 to 807 code for a protein of 268 amino acids. The record is from RefSeq and is a predicted model, not a curated record. Gene Ontology annotation, biological process: ubiquinone biosynthetic process. The transcript is spliced from 3 exons.